AUGCCGUUCGGUGAGGUGACGAUCAUCCUAGAGGACGUUGCGACACUCACCGGAUUAGCGAUCGACAGUGAUGUCGUCGUAGUAGACAUACCAGACGAGGACUGGUCGGCUAUGUGUCUUCGACUGUUAGGACAGGCUCCUACUGAUCUUGGUGGCGGCGUCAUCCGGAUUACUUGGCUCAUGGAGACUUUCGAUGAGCUACCGCUUUCUGCAUCACCCCAGACGACAGAGCAGUUUGCAAGAGCGUAUGCGCUGUCUCUGAUGGGAGGUGUCUUGCUCUCCGAUCGGUCUGGAGGUUCAGUUCACCUGCAGUACCUACAUUUGGUGGAGGAUUGGCGCAGAGCGGGGAGGUUUGCUUGGGAAGAAGCUGUGCUAUCCUACUUGUACCGUGAGAUGGGUAGAUCGGCGCUGCAGAUGACGACAUCUUCUGCACCGGGUGGUGACUUUGGUGGAUGGUCCGCCUUGCUGAUGAUCUGGACGUGGGAGCGGUUUCCUCAUCCAUCACUCUCCACUAUGGCAAAUGCAAUUGGAAAAAUCUUCUUCCGGCCAUCAAAUGAGCUCGCCGGCAGUAGCACUCCUUUAUACUUCCCAGUAAGAAAUGUCCCAUCAACAACCAUGACGCCUGGACAAUUCUUGAAUCCAUCUAUACAAGGUCCAUAA
Messenger RNA from Linum tenue, 660 nucleotides. The record is from the annotation of a GenBank genome assembly. NCBI's taxonomy places the organism in Eukaryota, Viridiplantae, Streptophyta, Magnoliopsida, Malpighiales, Linaceae.